GCUCGACGUCGUACAUAACUGCGUGUUUAACAGUUAAAAUGUUUGGGCAAAUUAAUAUGUACAUAUUUUAAUGUCUAAUAGUAUUGUCCACAGUAUUUACAUUUGAAGAGCUUCCCGAAGACAACCGGAAGUACAUCCGGUUUGUCCGUACGAUCGUACUACUAGUUGUGCUCGAUGUAUUUGUGUAUUUAAACGUUAACAUAUUGGAAUGGUUGAAUAGGUAAAUUUUGUAAUGGUAUAUAAGGUAGAUACGGUACCCUAAAAUUUCCAUGUUAGACCAAUGAUAUUUCCCUGGGCAUUAAUGUUUUAUUUUGAAAAUGUAUCGAAUGCGGAAAACAACCGGAAGUUUGCCUCGUUUACAGCUACUCGGCAGCUGAGUCUCUUGCAAAACUUGGUCGCUUUUUUCGCUCGGAUAAUGGCAACGUUUUUCGGCGAGGUCCUGUCUGUUUAUUCCCGGGCUGUGGAGGAAGACGAAGAGGAGCUUGACGAAGACGAGGAAGACGCGCAAAUCCGCAAAGAGCUGGAAGAGAAGAGAGAGGUCCAUCUGCAUUGGGCUCCUGAUGUAUCUGAUGCUCUGCAGGCUGGAAACAAGCUGCAAUGUUCUCAAUUAUUCCUCGCUGUAGGCCACAAUGCUGCCAGGUUUCUGUCUGUGUACGUUCUCACCUCUGCAAAGUGGGAUGCAGUGGGACACGCGUCGGUGUGGAACGAGAGGAAUCGGGCUGGAACUGGUCAAAGUGGCGAUCAGUCAGGCUGCGUCUUCUACCGACACAAGGACGACCCAUCUGUGUACUGCAGGGAUCUUAAUGACCUUAAGGUUCUCAUCUGCCAGUUGACCUGCUAUGUUGCAGAAGAUCAGCAGUUCCAGUGGACAGAAAAGGUGUUUGACUGCCUCCAGCAUAGAGAACUGAAUGUAACAGUUCUGUCAGACAGCUGCAUGGCAGAGUACAAGACGGCUGACUACCUUUGUGGCAGCUCAGCACCUUUCCUGCGCUCCCUCCACACCGGCUCUUUCAGCGGGCCGCAAGUCUGCCGGUCACUGGAGCAGCCCAACAUACUUACUGGACUUCCAGCUGCAGUGCUGAACCACUGCCAAGUCCACUGCAUUGCCGCUGUUGUCUAUCAGUGUUUCAGUGAUGUCAUCGGCCCAGACUCUGUCACCAUGGAGACCUUCAAGCCGACGCUAACCAGGCUUGGAAAGUCUGUACAUUUGGAUCCAUCUCCAAGCUCAGAUGUUGUCCGCAAGUUUGUCAGAACCAGCGACCUUCAGAGUAAUCUUUACAUAUGAAGCUAUGCACUUAAAACUCUUGUUUGUAUGUGGGGGGGGAAAUCAUAUUUUUUAUAAUAAAGAAAAAC
Dunckerocampus dactyliophorus (ringed pipefish) is the source of this 1353-nucleotide messenger RNA. RefSeq names its product proteasome (prosome, macropain) assembly chaperone 1 (gene psmg1). Gene Ontology annotation, molecular function: proteasome binding. The record is from RefSeq and is a predicted model, not a curated record. The transcript is spliced from 8 exons. NCBI's taxonomy places the organism in Eukaryota, Metazoa, Chordata, Actinopteri, Syngnathiformes, Syngnathidae. The coding region runs from base 281 to 1285 and encodes 334 amino acids. Gene Ontology annotation, cellular component: endoplasmic reticulum. Gene Ontology annotation, biological process: proteasome core complex assembly.